Molecule: messenger RNA, 1198 nt
Organism: Suillus clintonianus
Lineage: Eukaryota; Fungi; Basidiomycota; Agaricomycetes; Boletales; Suillaceae
Exons: 13
Coding region: 281-1198 (305 amino acids)
Source: RefSeq, a predicted model, not a curated record
CAGAUAUUUGAUAGUGUUUGGUGAGCUUUUACAUCAGAAUCGGCAUGAGCUGACAGGGUCCCAUAUUUUUAUUUAAGCUUAAACACGCUACCCAAGAUUUCCAGCAUACAUAAAGCGGUGCAAGAGUCAUGAGAAGAAUCCCCACCUCUGCACUGUGAACAGCAGUGCGCCGUGAUGAACUCCACUGACGACGUGCUCCAGCUCGGACGGGUGCUUUGGGGCCUAAACGUAAGUAAUUGUUUGUUCGGUUCCAGCUACUUAUAAUCUCUCAAGUACGCCAAUGGUCCGCGAUUUAUUUCAAGUUGUGUUGGCUGUGACUGAUGAUCUCGUUCAUGACAUCGUUUCAGUUGCUGUAACUUCGUUCUGGGCAUAUGACUAUUUCCUGACCUUGGCCGACGAGGUUGUAUUUUUGACGCAGUCACAAUGGAAAUGGGCGAAGCUGCUUUACAUUGUCUGCCGAUAUCUUACCUGCGGUUACUUAUCAUUGGAGAUGCUUGUGGCAUUGCAACCCACGAUGUCGAUCCGGACAUGUCAGACGAUGUACUACGUAAACACAUAUCUAGGAAGUGUAAUUAUGGUGUGCGCCGAAGGUGUCUUCAUGACCCGCGCUUGCGCAAUGUGGGAAUUUAGGAGAUGCAUAACAGCUAUACUCCUGAUCAGCGGGCUGAUCUACAUUGUUACUGGCCAUGUGGUGCUCUCACUCAACCGGUCCGCGCCUAUUGUCACCAAGUCCCCCAUCCCUGUCACGAGCUGUUUUGACACUGGCGAUGGCAGCACUAUCAUAGUCGUCUACGCUAUUCUUGCUGUGGCGGAGAUACAAAUAUGGAUGUUCACAUUAUACAAGGCUAUCACAAGCUACUGGCGAGAGGGAACACAUAAUCGCCUGUUGGGACAACUGAUCCUACAGAAUCUGAUUUACAUGACCUGCGGACUCCUAUUCUCUAUCACCGUCAUAUUAACGACAGCGCUUGUCAAGGCAUAUUACGGUUUCAUGAUUGUGAAAUUUGUACGCAUCUGGCAAGUAACUAUUCAUGCCUUUCUUGUGACAAGGAUGUCUCGUGAACUCUGGAGAGUAGACCAGCAGCGUGCUUUAUUAGAACCCUUAAAUACUGUUUCACCUGAAACGUUAACUCAGAGGAAGGAAAUGGCUCGUCCACCACCAGUUACGACGUUGGAGGGAUACUGUGGUAUCCAUUAA